AUGGCCAUCAAUGGAAUGUGGGCAGGGUGUCUGCAUUCAGUUAAAAUAAGGAUCACACAGAAUCAGACUGCUGGGGUGAGCUUCAUCCUCCUGGGCUUCUCGGAAUAUCCAGACCUCCAAGUGCCACUCUUCCUGGUUUUCCUCACCAUCUACACCAUCACUGUGCUGGGCAACCUGGGCAUGAUAACCAUCAUCAGACUCAAUCCCAAGCUCCACACCCCCAUGUACUUUUUCCUCAGUCACUUGUCCUUGGUGGAUUUCUGCUACUCUUCUGUGAUCACCCCCAAGCUCCUGGAGAACCUGCUUGUGGAGGACAGAAGCAUCUCCUUUGCAGGCUGUAUCAGCCAGUUCUUUUUAGCAUGUGUCUGUGCAAUAACGGAAACCAUCAUGCUGGCAGCCAUGGCUUAUGACCGAUUUGUGGCUGUUUGUAACCCUCUCCUCUAUACAGUGGUCAUGUCCCCAAAGAUUUGUUCCUUGUUGGUGGCUGCCUCCUACUUUUGGGGUAUUUGGUGGUCUUUUGUAUUCGUAUACUUUUUGUUAACUUUGAAUUUCUGUGGGACAAAGGUUAUAAACAACUUUCUCUGUGAGCAUUCUGCCAUUGUUGCUGUGUCCUGCUCGGACCCUUCUGUAAGUCAAUUGUCUAUUGUGAUCUUUGCUAUAAUCAAUGAAAUACUCAGUCUAGUGAUUAUUUUUACCUCCUAUGUAUUCAUUUUUGUCACUGUCAUGAGAAUGCCCUCCACUGCUGGGCGCUACAAAGCAUUCUCCACCUGUGCUUCCCACCUCACCGCCAUUGCUAUUUUCCAUGGCCCCAUCCUUUUCCUCUACUGUGUUCCUACCACCAAAAGCUCAUGGUUGUUGGUGAAGAUUGCCUCUAUCUUCUACACCGUGGUAGUCCCUAUGCUGAAUCCACUGAUUUACAGUCUCAGGAACAAAGAUGUGAAGCAGGCAGCCAGGAGGCUAAUCACUUCCCAAUCAAUAUGUCAUCAAAGUUGA
This is a messenger RNA of Dipodomys ordii (Ord's kangaroo rat), 993 nucleotides long. RefSeq names its product olfactory receptor 5D13-like. The record is from RefSeq and is a predicted model, not a curated record. The transcript is spliced from 2 exons. NCBI's taxonomy places the organism in Eukaryota, Metazoa, Chordata, Mammalia, Rodentia, Heteromyidae. The coding region runs from base 1 to 993 and encodes 330 amino acids. Gene Ontology annotation, cellular component: membrane. Gene Ontology annotation, biological process: sensory perception of smell; G protein-coupled receptor signaling pathway. Gene Ontology annotation, molecular function: odorant binding; olfactory receptor activity; G protein-coupled receptor activity.